Chaetomium strumarium is the source of this 1793-nucleotide messenger RNA. RefSeq lists its product as uncharacterized. Bases 250 to 1623 code for a protein of 457 amino acids. The record is from RefSeq and is a predicted model, not a curated record. The transcript has 5 exons. NCBI's taxonomy places the organism in Eukaryota, Fungi, Ascomycota, Sordariomycetes, Sordariales, Chaetomiaceae. Gene Ontology annotation, molecular function: protein binding.
GGUUCAAAGUGUCAUUUUGCUGUGACGUUGCGGGUAAUUGGUCACCGGUACAGUACCAUCAGCUUUCAGUCUCGCAACGAAUCAUGGCACAACACACUAUCCGUCCGGUUAAAUGACCAUCCAGCGGCGGCAAUACAAGCAAGCUGUCAAUUUCACGAGAAUGCAACGCAUCUCUCACCUUCAUAACACCAGCUUGUCUUUCACGGUCCAUCUUGCUCCCGUAAACAAAUCACUUCAGCGACUCUUACUAUGCGGUCCCAUCUCACCCUCCAUCUCACCCUCCUCAUCCUCCCCACCCUUUCCCUAUCCUCACAGACGUCCGAGCCCUCACAAUGCGCCUCCCCAGCCCCUAGCCGCCCUUUGCACAGUCACCUGACCGAUAUAACGGCGCCAUCCUGCCUCGACUCCCACAUCUCCCCCUCCCAGCCUUCCGCCUGGCAUCCCUGGACACACCAACCGUACUGCAUCCCCGCCUCCGACACGCCCUGGUGCGUCUUUACCGACGCCGCACACGGUAUCAGCGUGAUCACCACGCCGGAAGAGGCCGCCGACGCACUGCACCCGCACACCCACUUAGUAUUCGGUGAUGAUGAUGAUGAUGAUGAGCUCCUGUUAUUUUUUGAGCCGGACAAAGUCAUGAAACCGCGGCCGUACGAGGUGCGCGAGAUACCGGGAAAAGGCAAAGGUGCGGUCGCGACGCGGAGGAUUGAGAAGGGGAAGGUGAUGCUUGUGGACACGGUUAGUGUGUUGGCGGCGGUGGAGUACCCUGCCGAUGUGCUGCGGGAGGAGGUGCAGGAUUUGUUGAGGGUCGCGGCGGAGCGGUUGGGGGAGCCCGGGAGGGUGACGGGGUUGGCGAAGCAGGGUGUUAAGGGGAGGGUAAUGGGGAGGAGGAGGAGUGGUGGGACGGAGGAACAUGAACAGGAACAGGAAGGGGAAGAUGAAGAAGAAGAGGAUGGGGUGCAGGAAAUGAGUGAAAUGGAGGAUGUCAUGCUGACGAAUAGCUUUGGGGUUACCGUGGGCGGCAAGGAGUAUAUGGGCUUGUUUGCGGACUUGGCGAGAUUCAAUCAUGCCUGCAAGCCAAAUGCGUUUAUCCACUUUUCGGAGACGAAACUUGCCAUGACCGUUUGGUCAGCCCAGGACAUAGAACCUGGCGAGGAGAUUACUAUCAGCUACGCAAACGCUGGGAUGACCUCGCAGGAACGGCAGCAGCUUUUGGAGCAAAUCUGGGGGUUCCAGUGCCAAUGCUCUCUGUGCACGGCAUCGCCAGCCGCCCGCAAUGCGUCAGAUUCCCGCCGCAUCGAGAUCCGGCACUUGCAGGACGAAGUAGUCUCACUUGCCCAGAACGGAGAAUUCGACACAGCCAUCGAGCAGGCCGAGCGUUUGUUCAGCCUCGUGGAUGAAGAAGGCCUGACAGAGCAAAUGAGCGGCAUGUACGAGGUUCCAGCCCGGCUCUACUACCACGUCGGGAAUCUCGAGAAGGCGCUGCAGUACACGCUGAAGGUCAGGCACGAGAUCGAUGGAUAUGCAGUACCUAGCAAGCAGGGCCGGGAGAAGCUCGAGAUGCUAGACGGGGUUAUUGCGCGCAUUGAGCGAGAGCUAAGGGAAAAGAGGGAAGGUAGCUAAAAGUAAGAUCCAGAUAAGGGAUUAGGAAUAGGGAGCAAUACCACACGGCAGAGGUGAAGAGGUGAAGGGAGUAUCGAUGCACUCCUGGGCUUCCCCUAUGCCUUUCACCGACUCAUUGUGGCAGUUUUACGGAGGCACCUUAGCCCUUAGCUGGACGUUGAAUCAAGCCC